Messenger RNA from Didymodactylos carnosus, 2097 nucleotides. The record is from the annotation of a GenBank genome assembly. NCBI's taxonomy places the organism in Eukaryota, Metazoa, Rotifera, Eurotatoria, Philodinida, Philodinidae.
AUGCCUGUUAUUUUACUCAGCGCAUUUCAAUUUCGUAAGUCAAUCCUGUUUGGAGCAUGUUACAAAUCUAAAUUACAAAUUGAUACGGACGUUUUUACUGAUCAUUUGUCCGAUGUAUUACAGAAGGUGCGCCUUGAUUCCAAAUUACGGCAUGACUCGAUCGCAUUAGUGGGGGAUUUUAAUGCUCACUAUUGGGAUAAGUACCGCAGUGCGCUUUCUGCUAUUGACUGGCUUAAAGUUUUAGACAAUUAUGCCACAAUCUCUGAUAAAGUUGAAGCAUUUCAAAACCCAUUUCUUCAGUUAUCGAAUAAGCAUGUUAUCAAUAAACUGGUUAAAAUAUCAUCUCGGGACCAGCCUUGGUUCAUGGAAUGGUUUAAGAGCUAUUUGGCCAACAGGCAGAUCAUUACUAAUGUUGAUGGAGCUUCCUCCGAUUUGUUAUUUGUUACAUGUGGUAUACCCCAGGGCAGUGUCUUGGGACCAUUGGUCUUCCUCAUCUUCAUUGAUGAUUUGCCUGUUGGUUGCACACUGAUUCAGUAUCAAGCAGCAUUAGCUGUCACAGGAGCUAUGCGAGGAACUCGUUCAGAGCUUGUCUUACGUGACUUAUGUUGGCUUUCGAUUAGAGAAUUAUAUCGUGUUAGAUGUUUAUGUCUGUUUCAAAAAGUUAUGUAUGGCUUGACCCCCGAUUACUUGCGUGAAUUUAUUCCUCAGUGCAAGUCACGUUACGUUACACGUAAUCAGAAUAAAAUUCCUGCUAUUCGAAAAGGUAUACAUGCUCUAAAUACGUCAUUUAUCAGGAGCGCGUCGCGAUUUUGGAGUGAAUUAACGCCUGACUUGUGUUCUAUCCCGAACCCGAAAAAAUUUAAAACUAAAUUGGUGUUCCAACUAUUGUCUAAUCAUGGUUAUUUUAAACUUAAGCUACCUAUAAUACCUAAUGAGCGCAUUUUUGACAUUGACAUUGCGAGAUGUCGGCUGAGGUUUAGUCAGCUGAAUGCUGACCUGUAUGCACGCUCACUUGUACAGUCUCCUAACUGUGCUUAUGGAUUCAGUGAAACUGUAGCCCAUUUUUUCUUACAUUGUUCGCUACACAAUAAGGCUCGCACAGAUUUAACGGCUGAAUUAUUGAAAGCUGGUGGUAUGGAAAUAGCUCUGUGGCUACAUCAAAUCAUAGUUGAUGUUUGGAUAAACGAGGAAAUGACAUUAUGGUUUGUCGUAGCAACUCGUUCGAAUGCUAAGCUUCUCUAUACUAACACGAAAGCACAAGUGCGAAUCGACGGUGAUUUUUCGGAAACAUUCGAUAUUGAAACCGGUGUCCAACAAGGUGGAAUUCCAUCUCCCGUCCUGUUCAAUCUCUUGUUUGACUUUAUCAUGCUUAAGGUAUUGGCUGAAGUAGGUAUAUCUGGGGUGAAACUGGUAUAUGGAAAUGGUGAUUUUUAUCAUUCUACGCGCGAGGCACAUGAAGAUAUUGAAAUACUCGAUUUGAUAUACACGGAUGACGUGGUGGCGAUGUGCACAACAGCGGCUGAUCUCGAAAAGUUUAUUCGAACAUUCGAGAAAGUCACUCAAGAAUGUGGAUUGACAAUGAGUGUCAAAAAGACGUGCAUAAUGUCUUUGAAGCAGCUUAAAGAAGACGCGUCCAGAAAAGUAAUCAAAGAUCAGGAAGUGGACAAUGUAAAAAUUGAUAUUACGAUCAGGAAUCAAACUCGAAAAUGCGUACGUAUAUUUCGUGCUUGUAUUCUACCUGUUCUGUUAUAUGGGAGUGAAGUGUGGUCUCUGACCCUGGCUCAAGAAAGACGGCUAAAUACAUUCUAUAUGGCUUGUCUAAGAACAUUAGUUGGUAUAACAUUAGGCGAUCGAAUGUCCAAUGAAAAACUUUUGGAGCUGAGUGGUCAACAAAAUUUGGAAAACAUAAUGAGAAAUCGGUUAAGGUGGUUUGGCCACGUAAACAGGAUGGAAGAUGUGAAUAAAAAGCCGAAAUUACUAAAGAAAGUUAUGUUUUUGUAUUUUCCUGAUGCUCGAAGACUUCAAAAUACAGGCGUAGGGAAACGAUGGGAAGAUAAAAUCGCAGAUGAUAUUGCCAAAUUCGGAAUCAAGAAUUGA